Toxoplasma gondii ME49 is the source of this 5904-nucleotide messenger RNA. RefSeq names its product DnAK-TPR. Gene Ontology annotation, cellular component: cytosol; nucleus. Bases 2742 to 5033 code for a protein of 763 amino acids. Gene Ontology annotation, biological process: protein folding. Lineage: Eukaryota; Apicomplexa; Conoidasida; Eucoccidiorida; Sarcocystidae. The transcript is spliced from 12 exons. The record is from RefSeq and is a predicted model, not a curated record. Gene Ontology annotation, molecular function: ATP-dependent protein folding chaperone; protein binding; ATP binding.
ACGACGAUGGCCGCUGAUCUACUACGAACUCGCGUCAUAUUCCACAGUAAAUCUUUUGAUGUGGUUUCCUGUAUACAGCCCGGAUUACUAUAAAUGCCCAAAAGACUAGAAAUAACAGGAUAUCUUGAGCCGAAUUGUUACUUGCGUAGCUAGGAGUGCCCUUUGGCCGCGUCUCUGCGUGCGGCAGGCGGGUGAGUGCACUGUUCGCCGUGAGUCAAACGCAGCUUUUUCUGGACAUACUGCAUGUUUACGCCAGAACUAAAGAGGGAAAAAAACCAACAGUGGAUAGGUCGUGAAAAGUAAGCUGUUGGAGCUGCGGUGCUUAACCGUGGAGGCGCGUGGUAUAAUGCCAUCCUCGCAGACGGGACGGCGGGAUGGUGUCAGUGUCUUUGGUGCCCUGCUGGUGAUUUCGCGCCGUGUUUAGGUCGUAUAGAUCUUUUGCUCACAGUUUAUACUCAUUCUGUCGUUUCAGCUGGUAGAUAUCCAGUCAGGGGAGGAGCGGGCUGUCCACGGGUGCCUCUCCCGCGUCCGUUCACCUGACUGCUGUAGUUUCGGACUAGGGUACGGCCCGUAAACCGUGGACGGCAUGUACGUGAUCUCGCCUCUUGUCAUGUGGAAUUUUGACUGGUCACGCUAUGUGGUGUCAACGUAUCUAAUGCAGUUUUGCUUACUGGACAGUCGUCGCUGACCGGGGACGAGUAUUAACUACUCAGUUUUGCGUUCGUGGGGAUGCUUCACUCGAUUGAGCAGCAGAACGAAGCCGCGCAGGUCACCAAACUUCGCAUAGUGCUGAAACAGUGCAGAUCAGAUGGCUUAAGAGGAAGCAGUGUAUGGGGGUGCUAGCCACUGUCAGUUGAGAGGAACUGCUAGACGGGAGAGCCGGGUACAUACGACCAAUGCGCAUUUCAUGUGCAUUUGCUGGUGACGGGAAUACGAAGCACGGAAGGUGACGUGGAGCAGAGAGGCCGUCGCAGGGUCUGAUGAAACAAGCCACGCUGUGGAAGUCGUCACGGCAAUGCUGCUUGUUCGCCGGAACCGUAAAGUGGUGAAAACAGUGUUUCCAAUGCAACGGACGGGUCGCACCCGUUGUGCCUUUUCACGGCAAUGAAUACGCCAGGGCAGCGUGUCUCGGCUACACCGAAGGUUAGCAUCCUUCGUUUUCCAGCAGGGCUCCCGACAUGCGGAUCGUCUUCUUUGGAGGCUACGCUGUCGGUAGCCUCGCAAGCACCGACGGUGCCCUAAAGGGGUCCGCCUGUAUUCGCAAGUCACUCUUACCUUCACAGAGACAUUUGAGGAAUGUGUUUUACGUCAUUCACUUCAAACGAGGGUCGAAACCAUCUAGUCCCCUGGCGCGGGGUAGAUUUCUCGGGGUUCAGUGUUUUACUAGGGACACUAUAUCGUGGAUCUGUGCCCGUCUUUCUUCCUUCGGGAAGCCUGAUCGAUAGUCUCUCAACCGAGUGUAGGCUUCAGCCCCCUGAAUCCAUCGGGUGGUCCAUUCAGCCUUGAGUCUUAUAAUAAAACUCAUCUGACGUGAAGCGUGCCCCCAUUGAGCGACGUGGCUACGAGGAUUCGUAUACGAUUCCUUUGCGCACACUUAUUCCAGCAUAGGGGACGUAGCUCGAAAGAAACACGCAGCGUACAACCGCAUGGAUGGCUACCGCGCUGGCCGCAAAAUACAACUUCUACUUCAUCCUUUCUCUGUAGUAUCCCGCAACAGAUGUGUCGGACCUCGUUUGGAGCGAUUUACGGUUACAGUGUUGUAAUGUGUUCCGGUCUUACGGGCCCUCGUACUCUGUAUAUACGUGUAGCAGAGGAUAGGACGGAAGAGGUUUGAUCCUGUAGCUGUCGGUGUAAGCAUACACCGCGUGCGGUAGCCGUACCUGUUCUUGCCGGGGAUUGGUGAGCAGUGAGGAGGUUCCUGCCGCUGAAGGGCUAGUUCGGAUCGCGGACCAGUGGUCGCUAGACUGAACCCGCAAAAACACUGGUAGGAUGGUCAGACGGGGGGCGGGGGAAAGCAGAUUCGGCGACGUAAUGGUGACAUUUGAGAGGAAUCCUUCGUUACCAGUCCUAACUGGUUGAUGAAUGAAAGCGAAACACACGCGUUCAACGUGAAGAGACACGUCAAAUUUCUUCCAGUGCAGCUGUGCCGUUUGCGUGCCGCUGAGGCUUGGGUCAUCGUCACUUGUCUGGCACCUCUCGGGUCCGUUCUUGUGGAUACAUCGUGCAAGCGUCUGUAGAGAGAAUUUAUAUUCCGAAGCAUUUUCAUAAGGCAGGAGUCCUGGGUGUGCUCUGUUAACUUCCAACCGGGCACCAAAUCAGGAGAGGCUGUGGGCAGAUACGCCGAAAUCCCGGUGCUGAACUUUCCAGUGAGCGACGUAGUGAGAAUCGCCCGUGGUGUAGGAUUUGGCAGUUCAACAAACUUUUCUGCAACAGCGGCUUUGUGCGUUCCUGGCUGUUCCAUAAUUCGUGGUGGGAGCGACACUGCGACGAAACCGACAGACGGUGGAAGCUAGAAACCGUUCGUUGGGGACGCAGGUUUCCAUGCUGGUCCGGGGGAGGCGUACAGCUUCAGGCCUCCCUAUUAUAACCCGCUGUGGUUAUCUUGUAUACAUUAAUAACUUCAUCUACGUUGCGAUUUGCUACCUUCGGAGUUAACUUCGCUUGUGAUCACGGCAGUGACAUUGCGGCGGUGCAGUUGAAAGUUGACUUGGAGCGGUGCCAGUUGAUCUGCGGACACUAAAAUGGCGGCCGUCGUGACAGGUAGUGAUAUGUUGCUUGGAUUCGAGUUGGGCUCGCAGAUGAGCGUCGUCGCAAGUGGCACUCGCGAUGGUGCCGAUAGAGCGGUGAAUAAGGGAGGCUUGGACAAGAUGGUCGCGCGGCGUUUUAUCCCUUCCUCUAUUGCGUACGCGGGCAAAGUCCGCUUGUUCGGUGAGGAGGCGGAGGCGAGAGUAAACGCGGAACCGAACGAUACCAUUAUGGAAUUGCCGUUGUGGAUUCCCGUACACACGGUGGAACAGGCUAAGGCAUUGGAAACUCGCCUUGCUUUUUGCCCGAGCGUUCAAGUGGGUCUCCUCAGUGAUGGGGAACUGCUUUUUCACGUUGAUUUCAACAACCAGCAACUCAAAAUCCCCUUGCCAGUAGCCGUUGGAGCGUUCGUAGGUCGGCUGCACACAGCAGGACUGCAUCUAAGUGGUGCUUGCUCCACAGAACAGAAUAUGUCGGGAAUCGACUUAAUUCGCCACAUGCAUCAGCAUCGUCAUUUACCCCACAUCGGCGUUCUGGUCGUACCAUCUUCGAUUACAGAGAAGGAUUUGAUGAUACUCACUGCAGCUCAGGGCGUGGAAAAGGGGCCGUCGAUAAUGCUCUCAAGAAUAUCUGCGCUAAUCAACUGGUGGUGUUGCGAGAAACUUCCGGCGGAGUACGAAUCUUUGAUUAGGCUACAGUCUGCAACCGGGGCAUCUGUGAAGGAAAAGGGAGUGGUCCACGUUGCAUUGGUGGACGUUGGCUUCUCCGAAAUAUCAGUGGCAGUGAUUGAGCUCAGAACGGCAAGCACCGAACAAGACCCUUUGGUUGUGAGGCAGCCUCAAAAACAGGUGUCGGUCAAAGUUCUAGGGAGCGCAACGGCGGGAGAUAUCGGUGUCUUGGACGCUGUCAACGAGCUCGCCAAACACUUGAGACACCACAUCAAAGAGAGGUUCCACGAAGAAAUCAGAACAAAAACGGCCCGUUAUUGGCGCAUGAGUAAAGCGUGUAUGAAGGCGAUUCGUGCUCUUUGUGACGUAAACCAAGCGGCGAUCGAUUUGAAGUUCAUCCUCAAAAACAGCGACGUGCGCUACGACAUAACGCGGAAGCACUUUGACAAGCUGUGUGCGCCGCUGCAGGCCAAGCUCAGGGCAUUCCUGGAGGAAACUUUCAGCAAAGCGGGAGUAGCCGGCACGAACGUCGUUGCUGCCGAUGUCCUUAAUUCCCUUGCGAGAAGUGCUUGGAUCCAUUCCACCAUCGCCGAAGCAGUGCACUGUGAGGUUAAAGCAGGAAAAGCAGCGAAGGUUCGCUGGGUGGAGGACGGGGGAGCUGGAGCUGCUUUGGGAGCGGUGUACUGGGCGGCCGACAAGAAAUAUGUCGACAACUUAGUCGAUAGGAACCCGCCGUACCGGACUGAUAAGCUCCUCUGGAUGACCGCAAUGGAGACUGACAUCCAGAAGGUCGAACAGGGCGAAUUAGAAAGGAGGUACUUGCUUGCUCAUUUCGAGUCGUACGCCUUUGAGAUUCAGCAAGCAGCAAUGACUGUCAAAGAAGGUCUAGUGCGGAACGCAGAGCAACUGAAGAAAGAAAUAAAAGAUGCGGAGACUGCCCUUGGUGCACUGCACCAGGCGCCACUAGAGGAAGUGAAGCAUGCGUACGAGAAUUUCCGUUCGUACUUAAUGAACUCGGAACCGAGACUCUUUGAAGCAAUCGAGAAUGAAAGAGCCACCAGGAUCGGCCAAGCUAAAGGAAUUGAUCCCAGAAGAACAAUGGAUAUCGUUGUCUCUCAGCUCGGCCAAGAGAGCAACGCGAAGCUACCCAAUGCGGUAUUGCUGAAACGAGCAAAGAGAGACACCGAAGAAGCAUCUCAGUUACUCACCGAUGGCCAAACGGACUUGGCGGUGUAUCUGGCUAAUCAGAGUCUAGGAUACCUUUCCAAUAUGGACGCAAAAACUGCGAGCGACGCAGACAAAACAGCAGCAAUCGAGCUCCAGCUACACAACUAUCUUCAGCUGGCCAAGGCACAGACAACAGAAGCCGUUGAAGAUCGAGCGAUCGAUUACCGUUCUACACUGCUGACACAAGCACUUGAUAAUUGUAACAAAGCCCUGGCUAUCGACUCGAAGAAUGCAGACGCUCUAUUCCAACGAAGCGCCGCGUACAUGUCCAUGAACGACUUCAGUCGGGCAAAGGCGGAUGUUGACGCAGGCCUUGCGAUCGUACCGGGUAGUGAAACAGGCAAAGCGUUGUCCGCAGAAAUAACCGAGCGGCAGCAUUCUCACACAGCUUGAAACAGCGUCGGCCGCAUCUCUGGCCGAGGUGACGUCCGUCGGCCCGAGGUCUCUGCAGUGUUAACUUUUCAGAAGGGGAAUGAGACAAACUACCACCUCGAAGAGGGACGUGACAACGAUGUACCAGCAGUCCGAAUCUGUUGGUGAACCGCUGCUCGCCACCUACGCGUACGGCGGCGGGCAGUUUCGUUACGUGAAAAGCCCGUCGAGCUUUUGCGUUCGUGUGUGUGCAUGUACUUUGAGCACGUGUAGUGUGCGAGUGUGAAGAGGAAAUGGAGUUAUAUGAUGCUCAGAAGAGUUGCGUUAGGCGCAUUUUUUCCGUCCGUGUGCGCGUCUGAUGCAACCGUGUGGUGGAUCUCUUCAGUUUAUCCUAACAGUUGAGUGGUAGGGAUGUCAGAUCCUUUUCAGGCUGAUGGGAUGUGUUGUUGCUCGUGGCACAACACAUCGGAAACAGAGCAGAAGCGUAAGCAGGUCGGACCUCUUGCAGCUACGGAGAUGAGAAGUCGUCGAAGGAUGAGGACGUCGGUCAAAGUUACUGUAUCAGUGCAGCGUACACGCACACACUGCGGUAGAAUCGUUCGGAGAAAUUAAGUAGCUGCCGGGAGACCGUCAGUUGACCGCACUACGUAGCACCGGAGUGCCUUCCAGAUUCCGCACGGUAUAGGGCCACCGGCCAAAGCGUGACACACCAGUUCACCGUACGUGUCAACAACAAGCGCCCGACGAAGCGUGCGGUACAGUCAGCUGGCCCUCCCGCCAGGAGUCGGUUGCUAGUGGAGUUGAUGAGAUGGGGCUUGGUAGCAUUAGACGUGCGCGGGAAGAGAUAGCAGUAAGCUGAUGUUCAGGGUAGUUGUAAGCUUUCAGGAAAUGG